This is a messenger RNA of Scophthalmus maximus (turbot), 5973 nucleotides long. RefSeq names its product large neutral amino acids transporter small subunit 4-like. Gene Ontology annotation, biological process: transmembrane transport; neutral amino acid transport. Bases 252 to 1967 code for a protein of 571 amino acids. NCBI's taxonomy places the organism in Eukaryota, Metazoa, Chordata, Actinopteri, Pleuronectiformes, Scophthalmidae. The record is from RefSeq and is a predicted model, not a curated record. The transcript is spliced from 14 exons. Gene Ontology annotation, molecular function: L-amino acid transmembrane transporter activity; neutral L-amino acid transmembrane transporter activity.
AGCCGCGAUGAGGGAUGAGGACAGGAAAAUAAUAAGAGUCAAAGAAAUUUAAAAAAGAAUAAGAAAAGAGACCCAUCCCCGCACGAGAGGCAUCGCUCCUGCUCCGUGCGUUUGACGACGAAGGGACAACUGGGAGCUGCGGGAACCGAGUGAGGAACGGAGAGGCUCUGCUGACCCUGACUCCGCGCACACAGCAGCCUCCUUCACCUCCAGUCAGGCCAGUGCCUUGCUGACCCCCCGACUCGGCCGAGAUGGCUCCCACCCUGGCCACAGCCUUCUCCCGCCGCUGGUGGAUGGCGGUGACGGCGGUCAUCGAGAACCUGCUCUUCUCCGCCGUGCUGCUCGGCUGGGGAUCCCUGCUCAUCAUGCUCAAAUCCGAGGGCUUCUACUCCUACAUGUGUAAAGGACUAGAAAACAGCUCCAGCCUCAGCUUCCCCAAUGCGUCCACCUCUCCGAACGCCAGCGCAGACGAAGAGUACCUGGAAAUGAAUGGCUGGCCCAUCUGCAAGGACCAGGACGAGAUGCUGAACCUGGCCUUCACCGUGGGCUCCUUCCUGCUGUCGGCCAUAACUCUGCCCAUGGGCAUUGUCAUGGACAAAUACGGACCACGGAAGCUGAGACUUGUGGGCAGUGCCUGCUUUGCCUUUUCCUGCCUCCUCAUCGCCUACGGAGCCAGUGAUCCCACCAAUCUGUCCAUACUGAUCUUCUUUGCGUUGGCGCUGAACGGGUUUGGAGGCAUGUGCAUGACCUUCACUUCUCUGACGCUCCCCAACAUGUUUGGUGACCUGAGGUCGACCUUCAUCGCCCUGAUGAUUGGAUCCUACGCCUCCUCCGCUGUCACCUUCCCCGGCAUUAAGGUGAUCUACGAUCUGGGUGCCACCUUCAUCUCCAUCCUGACCGUUUGGGCCGGCUGUGCCUGCCUCGUCUUCGUCAACUGCUUCGUCAACUGGCCCCUGGAGCCCUUCCCCGGCCCGGAGGACAUGGAUUUCACGGUGAAGAUCAAGUUCAGCUGGCUGGGCUUUGACCACAAGAUCACGGGGAAGCAGUUUUACCGCCAGGUGACCACCGUGGGGCGCCGCCUCAGCGUCGGCAACUCCAUCAAGCAGCAGCACCAGCCGCAAAAAGACCUGGCCACGCAGGAGGCCAACAAGCUGUGCCUGUCCACCGUGGACCUGGAGGUGAAGUGCAAGGCGGGGGGAGAGACUCAGUCCUUCAUGAAAAGCAUCCUCAGUCCCAUCUUCUUGCUGAGCCUCAUCACCAUGUGCGUGACCCAGCUGCGCCUCAUCUUCUACAUGGGCGCCAUGAACACCAUCUUGGAGUCCCUGACCGCGGGAGACCUAAGCACAGUGAGCGUUUACACGUCCAUCUUUGGCGUGCUCCAGCUUUUGUGUCUGGUCACCUCACCCGUGAUCGGCUACGUCAUGGACUGGAGACUCAAAGAUUGCGAGGAUGAGAACGACAAGAGCGCCAAUAGGGAGCCCGGUCAGCCCCGUGGCCCCGACAAACAGAUCCAGAAGAUCGUCAACGCCACCAGAGCCUUCAUUUUCACCAACCUGCUCCUCGUCGGCUUUGGAUUCACCUGCAUCGUCCCCAACCUGCCUCUUCAGAUUCUGUCCUUUGUCCUGCACACCAUCGUCAGAGGCUUCAUCCACUCGGCGGUCGGAGGCCUCUACGCCGCUGUGUACCCAUCCUCUCAGUUUGGCAGCCUGACAGGCAUGCAGUCUCUGAUCAGCGCUCUGUUCGCCCUGCUCCAGCAGCCUCUCUUCAUGGCCAUGGUGGGACCCCUGGAAGGAGACCCUCUCUGGGUGAACGUGGGCCUGCUGGUGCUGAGCAUGAUGGGAUUCUGCCUGCCCCUCUACCUGCUGUGCCACAGCCGUCACCUCCAGCGCCUCAGAGACGAGCGCGAAGAGGACCCCAAGAUCUACGUCAAGAUCAACGACGGCAGCAAGCCCGAGGCCUUCGUCUAGACCGAGAAGAAAGAGUGGAGAGUUCCUACACCAAAAAGAGACGAGAGAGGCGGCGGGGAGAGGGAGGAGGGGAGGGAGGGAAGGCCGGUGGAGGCCAUUUACAACUCUGUUCUGCAUCACCUCCCUCCCUUAUACACACACACACAUCUUGACACACACUCUCCAUCACACUGCCAUAUUGCCAUUUGGCCAAACAUGACGGCGCACCACUGUGACACCCAGUUUCGCCCUCCCUCAUCUGUUGAGUAUACACUGUGGGAGCUCUGACACACACGUACACAAUAAUACACAUCCUCUCCAGCCACGGUGAGAUUUGUGUUUGUGUGUGCGUGUGUGUGUGUGUGUGUUCGACUGCAUCUUUGAAAUGAGGAGAAAAAUAGACCAAUGGGAGAAAGAAGAAGACACCCAAAUGACUCCUCUUCGUCACUUUUGUCAUCUUUACUUGUCAGUGUUACGCGUGUCUCUGGCGGUCGACCCGUUUAGCCGCUGCCAGUCCUACUUACAAAUCACAGAAGAAGAUGCCGGCCGAUGGAAAAUGAGGAAAACUUGGAGGAGACAAAUUCCUCGGCGACAGUACUGUGCGUUGACAACACCCAGGUUAACCACAUGACAUAAACUGGUGUGUUGCGAACAUGUAGUAACCACUGAGUAACCACGGCGACCUUUGCUCUCUGAUUGAUCAAGGUUUGAGUCUAAAUGGGGCUGCCUGGUUUAUUCGUGAGGACUCAAGCAUUGUCUGGGAGACCAAAAAAAGUACAUGCAUGCACAUGCACGCACACACACACACACACACACACACACACAUAUUGACACAUGGACACACAAGGCCUGACGUCCCUGCUUCCUCUCGUGCUCGAGGGCAUUAACUGAAUCCACAGACAGCAGUAUUGGUAGCAGUCGGGAGUGAAACGCAGAGUACGAGAGCGCAUGGCGCACAGGCAGAGUGGGAGGAAACCUCAGCGGCGUCUCUGUGUACGUGACAAGAUGCAGUGCGACGACGUGGCUGCUGGUGUUCAGUAAACUCCACUGCAUGAUCCCCGUGACGCCAGUGCUCGUCCUAUAUCACAGUUUCACUCAGUUCACUCAGUCACUCUCGCAGGAACACACUCAAAAUUGCCAAUGCCGCUCUCGUUUUUCUGUUUCCCAAAUCAUGAAUUCCUAAUGUAUGUUUGGAAUAUGUCACCAUUUGUUGUUGGUUUUCUUUGUUGUUGGUUUUUUUCAAAUGUAUUUAUUGCAAUACAAUUGCAGACGUACUGUUAAAUCUUUUUUUCCCUCCUGAUCUGAAGAUGUGGAGGAGGACAAAUGUUUAGAGUGAUUAGACGCUAUUAGACGUUGUGUGUUUUGAAAAGGGUUGUCGCGGCGUAGACGUGGAGAGCCCCGUGUUGCUCCGCUUGCUACACACACGCACACACGAGAUUGGCGUUCAGAUUCGUCGUAGCAAUAAGUGCUUCUGUGGGAAUGCCGGGCAACGCGCUGACACACAAUCACAUACGGAAAGGCGUUUCAUUUGAUGUGCUGUAUCUAUGAAUCACAAAGGGUGCUAGUCAAUUACAGAAAUGUGUUUUGAGUAUUUUUGUUUUAAGGGGGCAGAUGAAUUUCAUUUUGCCACACAGGCUAUAGAUUGCCAUCAAUUUACCAAGAAGGACCGGCUCCUACAGUGGAUUUCCAAAGAACCAAUCAUUCUCUUUGCUCCCAAUGGGGUUUUGUGAUGAUUCUGCACUGUAACACAGUGGAACCACAGUGGCAGCAGCAGCAGCAGCUCUGGGAAACUUGAAUUCACCUCUAACAGACAUAAAGGGAGAUAAGUUUAAAGGUGGCAGGCUGAUAAAAAAACAAUAGGGUUAUUGUCUUUGAAAGAAAAGCCCGGGACACGUCCAGGAGCGUGGAGUGUGUAGAGAACGAUACGGGAGGGAGAUAAGAUUUGCGAUUUGAUUCAGUCGGCUGUCCACCGGGUGUCGUCGAGCGAGGCCCCUCGGAUGUUUUCCCUCUGGCAGUAGACUAACGGAGGCAGGAUGUGACACGCCCGGUCCAUCUCUCCCUCCGUCCAUGUGUCUAUCUCUCUAUCUUUCUGUCCAUCCGUCGCUUUCAUCCGCCCAUCGGUCCGCAAAAGAACACGUCUCCAAGUGUUAACCGAUGACCUAGCUGAGAGACGAGCCCCCGCUGCCACCAGAGGCUCCCAGUGAAUGGUUAAGUGAGAAACGAAUGGCACAUGAUGCACUUUAGACCCCUGAAAAAAUGGACCUCAGUCGUGUAUUUCUGAAUGGCCUGCCCCCCCCCACUGUAUUGUACACGCAGAGCAUGACUGCUUACUGGUGGUGCAUUAUGCAAAGAAUGUAUACUCAGAGCUUCAGAUGUAGACUUGUAAUUCAGAACAUGGGGAAACGGAAAAAGAUGCUGUUAUUUUUUUAUACUCAGAGGAAAAACCUACCGCUUGGCAUGUUCGUUAUGUUGCCUUUAUGUGCUCGGACAGCGUGGCCCGGGUCUCGUCUCUCAGCUCGGGACCUUUCGUCGGCGCGGACGUCGCCGUUGUAUCACAACUGCAGCCACAUUCAUCCUUCGCCGAACUGCACGAGUUUGGCGUCUGUAGAGGAUCGGGGAGAGCUGUCUGGAGUAGCCUUUGUAAUAAGAGUCAAAUCCCAUUUGUACAUUUCUAUGCAUGUCAAAUUGAAUGCGGACAGGUGAAAGAAAAGUAGUAAUAAGAGGUUUUUUUUAAAAAGUGAAAGGAAAGUGAAGAAAGUAGUAAAUCCUCACACAAUGCCAGCACUGCAUUUAUGAAAUAUAUCAUUUUUUCAGUCAUAGAUCUUUGUAUUAUCCAAACAUUUACAACAUUGUAUUGCUUAAGUACAAAUGCAGAUAGCAAUCUGUCCAGUCUCAUCAGGGCCAGUAAGGCAGCCCGGAUGUCAUUUCACCCUUACGACAAGUUUGAAUAGCUUUGAUACUAAUGCUCAAAUGGACAUUAAUCUUUUUUGUAAUAGUUGUUCCUCGCAAAGUGGAGAGAAAUUCUUAUACUGUGAUUCUUAUACCACACAAACUCGAGACCUCUGUCUUUUAACACCAGUUGUGUACUCGAGAGAUACGAUAAUGUGAACAUUUACAUAGAAAUGUACAAAUCCUUCAAUUACUAAAAUACAACGUAUUCACAUUUGUAAUUCCGGUAAAAACACACCCAUCAUGGCACUACUUUAACUCCAUAGAUGGCAUCUCUUAGUGUACUUGACAGAUAUACUCUGAUGCGGCGCUUGGCCAUGAAUGUGAGUGAAGUUGGACCCGUCCUGAACUCUUGUGUCUUAAUCCGAAACUGACAAGUUUUACCAUCUGUUUUUAUUUUUAAUUUUUUCUCAAGCCACAAACUUCUGUCCAUUGAAAUAACACGUGACACGGUGAUGAUUAGGCCUGGAUAGAUGAGCGAUGAGUUAGGAGGUGAAAUCUUCAUGCCCUCAAAAUGGGAAAGGAGUGGGUACUUUCCCUCACUGCCGAGACCUUAAACGACCCACCCUGUCCUCGACUGCCGUCAUCACCAUCCGUCCAAUGCCAACUUCCUGGGAUAUGGAUUCUGCACUUCAGUAAAUUGGCUAACUGAUUGAUGUAUCGAUGAAUCGUUCAUUCUGUGAAGAUGACUCCUCGGGUCAGCGUUUGCUUGUGGGUGAUGUUUUCAUGGCCCUGAUGUGUGAUGAUAGGAAAUGGGGAUUUUCUUUUUCUUUUUGCUGAAACACUGAUGCCUUGUUUCGCUCCCCCGGCCCCGGCAUGUGUAUUUUGUAUCUUUUCUACAUACCAUGCCUCCGUUUGAGUUAUGUUUUCUUUCAUUCUUUUUUGUUUUUGUUUGUACCACUGAUGUUUACGAGAAUGUGUAUCCUCAUGGUCCUAUAUUGUAUAUUUGGAUUUAUUUUGUCUUGUACCACAGUAUAGCCAUCGCCACUGACAUUUCAAGUCAUGUCGUUUCAACUGAAAGGAAAAAAAAAAAAACCAGAUCAAUAUAUGAAGCAAAAUAAACACGAUAAUUUGUAUA